AUUUCACUUUUUGUGACUUACAUGAAUUCACUGAAACUCGACUUAUUGAAAGGCCUGUCAGAUGUGACCAAAACCGUGGACUCUUUGGACCGAAACAUCGAUUCAGUGGUGAGUCAAAGCCAACUGAAGGCGAUGUCCCGCAAAAGGGGUCAGAAAUGGGUUCGCGAAACACUUUCGUCAGGAAACCGGAUAACAGAGAGUAUGCGACAUGGCGAUGUCCCGCAAAAGGGGUCAGAAAUGGGUUCGCGAAACACUUUCGUCAGGAAACCGGAUAACAGAGAGUAUGCGACACUAUAUAGCGAUCGUAACGACAGUCUCAUUGAAGCCAAUGUCAACGAAAACGACGGCUCGUCUAAUGUGGAAAUAUUUGCCGAUUCUUACGGCAAAGAAGACCCCAAAGUCUAUCUCAUUAAAGACGACUAG
Molecule: messenger RNA, 423 nt
Organism: Oppiella nova
Lineage: Eukaryota; Metazoa; Arthropoda; Arachnida; Sarcoptiformes; Oppiidae
Source: the annotation of a GenBank genome assembly